ACUUUGCUAGUAGUUAGCAAUUGGGCUAGCUAGGCUAGCCUAAAGAGAACCCAACGAAAUUGCAACAUGAUAACUUAAUUAGCAAUAGAAAGCUAGUGCGAGAUCACAGUAGUUUGUUCGUUAUAGUAGCACUACAGUAGUCACGAACUGGUAGCUAGUUAGUUAGUGCCUGUAGUUAGCUAACGCUAGCUGUCAACUGUAGCAUGUUGGUACAGUAGGUCGUGAUCGGAGUACACUGUACGCCAGCUAGUUAGAGCUAUAGCAAUAACUAAAACUGCUUGCUUGAAUGAAGACUUCCUGAAGUGGCAUACUAGACAUGGAGACUGACUCAUCCCUGCUUAGCUCAGAGCUGGAACUUCAGCAGCAAGAGGAGUUGUAUCAACAGCUUCUUUUGCAGACAAUGUCCAAAGCGCCAACUGCAAACCCUGACUCAAGGGUUAUUCGACCACAGCCAGGCAUGUGUAUCAAGACUGUGACACUCCCAGACAAACACAAGAUUUUCAUCAACAUCUGUCAGUCUACCUCAGUCCCUCCCCCACCAGCCCUUUCCAGGGAUGAGCUAGUGGAGCUGCUUGAAUCCGAGGACCCUGGGGGAUACAGGGUACCAAUGAGUCUUGGAGAGCCUCACACAGAGCUGGACAACAAUUCCCAGGUCUGUACAGCUUAUGAUGUUGUCAUCAAUCAAGAGUUCUUUCAAAAGUGCCAGAAAGAUCCACUAUUCCAGCAGUUCUUACUAGCAGUGUCUUUAGAGGGACUGGAGAAUAAAUACAACCUGGAGCUCAGUAGAGAGUGGAAGAUUCUAAAGAACAGAAAGUUCUUGGGUUCUGUUAACGAGCAGAACAUCCGAGGCAAGAACAGACCUGUCAUUGAAGAGAUUAACACUAAGGACUCUUCUGAGCAUCCUGCUGGAGUCACACGCCCAGAUUUCUCCUUGUUGGUCGAGCCCCCUGUUGGUGAUCCAGAGUAUUUGAUAGCAGAGAUUAAACUUCCAGGGGUGUCAUCCUCUCGCCCUUUGGUGCUGGAUCUAGGAGAGGAUAGGCUGGUCCUGAAUGCCCGUCCUUCUCUCUUUCAUCUCGAUAUCUUCUUUCCCUUCUUCAUUGACCAAGAGAGCAGUGCUGCCCAGUACAACACUAACACACAGAUUCUUACAGUCACAAUGCCAGUGGUAUCUUCAGAAAGAAACUAAAUGUCAAAUUAUUCAUUCAACUGCAUACAAUUAAAAUGAAGUAUAAAUGGU
Messenger RNA from Osmerus eperlanus (European smelt), 1237 nucleotides. RefSeq names its product PIH1 domain containing 1 (gene pih1d1). Bases 317 to 1186 code for a protein of 289 amino acids. Gene Ontology annotation, cellular component: ribonucleoprotein complex; R2TP complex; cytoplasm. The record is from RefSeq and is a predicted model, not a curated record. NCBI's taxonomy places the organism in Eukaryota, Metazoa, Chordata, Actinopteri, Osmeriformes, Osmeridae. The transcript is spliced from 11 exons. Gene Ontology annotation, biological process: rRNA processing; box C/D snoRNP assembly.